AUGGCGACUCGGGGCUGUGACGCUGGGUUUGUACUGCGGCUGUCGGUUCCUAGCUCUGUUGGAUGGGGAAAGAUAUUGAAGCAAUUUUGGCUCGGAUUCUAUGCCAGUGUUCCAGAGCGGCAUGCUCCACAGGCAGUCGGCGGCCGGCGAAUCACGGGCUUCUCUGCCUGUGUUUCGGGGGAUUACCAGUUUAGUACCUGGGUGCCGGGGGCCUUCUUCCUCCCGGGGGUGGGCGAAAUUCCGCUGGCGGGCUGGUCCACCGACCGCUUAUACUACGGAAACCUCAAAUUUGAGUUACAAAACAACGCUGGUAUGGCAGCUGCAUUCCUCAGGAGGAGGAAAAAUAAACGAAAACCGCCUUUGCCGUAUACAGCCUCACCGCUGCAGUUGCUGGGGGCCGACAUUCUCCUCGUUCUCAAAAGUCUAUGGAGUCUACCGGGCAUAAUACUCCCACUGAAUCCCUCGACUUUGGAUGAAUUGGACGAAUUGUAUCCAUCAUGGGAGAAUCUGUUUGCCCUUGCGAUGCAUGUUUGUUUGGCUAUGUGUCAGGUUGUUUUCCUGCUGUCUUUGCUGGUUUGCUUCUUUUCCAUGGUACCUGCAUUAUGGAUCUUUCUAUAUGCUGUGGCCUUUGUAUGGGCAAACCGAGCUAUCUGCAGCUGGGUGCUUAAUACUUCGGACGGCAUUUUACAGUCCCAAGUCGCAAUAGAGGAGCGACCGGAGCAUGAACGGGAACACUGGAUAUUCAUCAACGGAGUCGCGGUCGGAAACCAUUGGUUGCAAAAUAACAUUGACCGGCUUGCUUACACCUUUGGCAGGAGAAUAACUGGCGUGCAUAAUCCCACCGACGGGCUGGUAUUUGACAUCAUCGAGUGCCUGAUUCAAAGAACCUUUACCUUUGCGACUCCCGACACGAGGGAUGGGUAUGCCAUUACCAAAGCGACAUUACUGAAUCCCAAAUAUGAGAAAGUGGUCCUCAUUCUCCACAGUCAAGGUGGCAUUGAGGGCAGUCUCAUCAUUGACUGGCUCUUGGACGAGUUACCCGAGGACAUCCUGCGAAAGCUGGAAGUGUAUACUUUUGGCAAUGCUGCCAAUCACUUCAAUAACCCGUUUAAAUCACUUCUGGGCUUGAAACAACCAUCCACCGAUGGGUCGACAAUACCGUAUCAAAAUGCCUCGGGGCAGGCGAACAAGAGCGUUCUUCAUAUAGAGCACUACGUGAAUGCGCUGGAUUUUGUGUGUGUAUGGGGCGUGUUACAAUUUGCCAGCGUCCCGAAUCGUUAUAUGGGGCGAAUCUUUGUGCGGCCGGGCUCUGGUCAUCAAUUAAACCAGCACUACCUCGACGCGAUGUUCACAUUAGGGCCGGACAGGAAAGUCCUUGACACCAAUGAAUUUAUGGAGAUGGGGGCGAAAAGUGUCGCAUAUGAGAAGAUCCGCCCGAAACACGCAAGAUAUGCGAGGGAUGAGGUGCUUAUCACCAGUGGGCGCUCGGUUCGAGAUGAGCACGAAGACAAUAUCCGAGGGCCGUUAAAAGUCAGAGAUAUCAGUCGGCUUUGGCAGUAUCGCAAUGGCGGUUCACCUGCGGAUGAUAUAAAAUAG
Molecule: messenger RNA, 1596 nt
Organism: Aspergillus alliaceus
Lineage: Eukaryota; Fungi; Ascomycota; Eurotiomycetes; Eurotiales; Aspergillaceae
Exons: 4
Coding region: 1-1596 (531 amino acids)
Source: RefSeq, a predicted model, not a curated record